AUCAGUGUUCAGCUUCCGUAAGUGCAGAAAUGUCUUUUCUGAGCUCUUUGACUCUUCACAACAGGAAGUAAACAGGAACAAUAACCAUAACUGAACCGGUUAUAAUUACGAAAACAUACUUCUUUAUCAGCAACGAUGGAGGAAUACAACUCUGGAGAUGAGGUUCUCUUCAAUGCCGACGAGGUUAAUAUCUCAAUUAAAGAGUGUAUCGAAGGUGUUAUUGGUGGAGCAGAUUACAACCAGAGUAAAGUGAACCAGUGGACGGCCAGUAUAGUGGAGCAGUCUCUGACUCACCUGGUAAAACAAGGACGGCCGUUCAAAUACAUAGUAAACUGUGCGGUCAUGCAGAAGGGCAGCACUGGUCUCCACACAGCCAACUCCUGCUACUGGGACACUGCCACUGAUGGAAGCUGCACGGUGAGGUGGGAGAAUCGCACCAUGUACUGUGUGGUCAGUGUGUUUGCUGUUGCUGUGGCGCUGUGAGCUGCUCUCUCUCUCUCUCUCUCUCUGUUAACACCAUCAUGUCUGAAGCUUGAAAUGGCAUGGUGACCAAGAAGCCAUUAAGAAUUCUCUGAUGAUACCUUCUGUAUGUACAAGUAGCUUAUUUCUCCCCACAGGCUUGAACAACUUAACGUCAGGAUAAGUAUUGUGGUUUGUAAGUUGACAGCCUGCGUUUGUGUGAGGAAAAUCUUGCUAGUCAGGACCAAAACUCAGAAUUCAACCCUGAAUCAGUGACUUCUUGGGUCAUCAAAUGUU
Messenger RNA from Etheostoma cragini (Arkansas darter), 756 nucleotides. It is a transcript of the gene dynlt3, whose product is annotated as dynein, light chain, Tctex-type 3. Gene Ontology annotation, molecular function: dynein intermediate chain binding. The transcript has 5 exons. Lineage: Eukaryota; Metazoa; Chordata; Actinopteri; Perciformes; Percidae. Gene Ontology annotation, cellular component: cytoplasm; cytoplasmic dynein complex; kinetochore. Bases 136 to 483 code for a protein of 115 amino acids. Gene Ontology annotation, biological process: microtubule-based movement. The record is from RefSeq and is a predicted model, not a curated record.